AUGAACAUUGACGCUGCAUUCACUGCUCAUCUUCAGCUUGGGGUUCAGGGCAUGCCGUUCAACCCCGCUACAGAAGAGCAGACCAAGGCCGAGUUUGUGCGACGAGCUGGAGUUUCGGGAUGGGACGACUUUGCGCUCAGUGAUGAAGGGCGUGUCAAGUUACUAGAGUCUCUCAAAAACAUGUUGGGUGAUCUGGCAGUGCUCUUUUCAAGGGACAACAGCGGACCCUUCCUGCUUGGGUCACAGGUUACCUACGCAGACAUCAUUGUUGGCGCUUGGCUGCGGAUGAUGCAUGUAACUUUUCCGGAGGACGAGUGGAAGCAGGUUAUAUCUUGGCAUCAAGGCAUUUUUGGCAAACUGCACGAUGGAUUGGAGGUGUUCGCAGAAGUAAAGUAG
Molecule: messenger RNA, 396 nt
Organism: Fusarium graminearum PH-1
Lineage: Eukaryota; Fungi; Ascomycota; Sordariomycetes; Hypocreales; Nectriaceae
Exons: 1
Coding region: 1-396 (131 amino acids)
Source: RefSeq, a predicted model, not a curated record